Molecule: messenger RNA, 1698 nt
Organism: Didymodactylos carnosus
Lineage: Eukaryota; Metazoa; Rotifera; Eurotatoria; Philodinida; Philodinidae
Source: the annotation of a GenBank genome assembly
CCCCUAGUGCUUCAUUUUUCACCUCGUAAUCAUCUGUAACAGCAUUUCGUUUUGUUUCAAAGGGAAAUGGUGUGAGAGAGACAGUAGAUAUAACCGAAUUUGAUGCCAUAAAUUUACCUUUUCUCACACUUUCACGUAAGUUAAAUCUUCUAUUCACAAGAUAUAUUGCUUCAUAGUGUUCUGCUUAAAUAAAAAAAAUAUAAAUGACAUAUUUUUAUCACACCAGGAAAAGACCCAGAACGAAACAGAAAGGAACAAACGUUUCAUUUUCUCUUGUAGAACGCACAAAAUGGCGAGUAAUAUUUUUCUCUUUUCUUUCCGCAAACAUGAUAAAAACAUCGCUAUUACAUGAAACGUAUUCCAUCUUCAAACUCCACCAUAAUCUGCAGGAGACGCAGUUGCAAUCCUGCUAGGAUACAAGAGAAAAUGCGAGGAUAACUAAGUCAGCAGAAAAUGACUGCGAAAAAUAUACACAGUGAAAUAUUGGACACAAGCGUUGUUAACUUCUCCAGUAAAAUGAAACCUUCAGCGAACGAACUACUCAUUCAAAUAAUUUCUGUAUGCUGCACUGAUACCAUACACUUUCUUGUUGUUUAAGAAAACUUAAAAAUCUUAAACAACAGAUUAUGUUUCUAACGUCGCUUUUGGUUUAUAUUGAGUUGUUCUCGAGAGAAUACGUUUUCUUUUUUUGUUGAACUUGAUCAUCGAAAGAGGUCCGGUAUCACAUAAUGAAUAUAAUUUACCGAGCGUUAACGUACAACGUUACCAAAUUAGUCGUUUCAACGACUACUAAAAAAUUAUUUACAGAUAAGUGAUUGUAAUAAAUAUAAAUAUCAAGUUUGAAACAGAAGACCAAAUCAACUUGAGAAUCAUUUUAAACAACAAUUUCCCUCAGCCUCCAUCAUCUUAGUUGAUUCUGCUGAAAACAGCCGUUCGCGAAAUUUAAAACCAAACCUUCGAAGUAAUGAUGAUUUCAACAAAUGUCAACAGCAAAAGUUUAUAUAUAUAAUCAUCAAAAAUGACUAAAAUUUAAAUGAGCAAUAAAAUGAUAUAGAUGAGCAAUAGUCAAGUUUAGCGGUAAAGAAAUUCAAUGAGCAAUAAUUAUACUGACUGAGCAGUAAUUAUACUGAUUGAGCAAUAAUUAUACUAAACGGGCAAUAAUAAUACUGAAUGAGCAAUAAAAUAAAAUAAGUGGGCAAUAAUUAAACUAACUAAACAAUAAUUUGUUCUGCUUUUAUCUAGGAUUUUUCCAAUCGUUCUUGUCUCUGCUUUUACCUGGGUGAUAUGAUCAAACAAUUUCAUCCGUAUGGAUUUGCAGUGUGCUCUAAUGAGGCAGAGAAAGAUUUUGAAUUCAUAUUUAUGUCUAUUCGUGAUGGUUUACAAGAUUUAAACAUGAACAUGAACGAACAAAAUUUAGUACUGGUUGCCGAUGGUGCUGAAGCUAUUAGAAAUGCGUUUUCAAGUGUAUUUGGAGAAGACCAUAACAUGGUCAUGUGCUGGUCUCACAUGCGGAAACGAGUACAAAAGAAGUUACAUUUAAUAGAAGAUAAAAAUUUGCACAAUGAAAUUAUGGAUGAUAUUGAUACCGUACAACUCUCAAACAGUCAAAAAACAUUUGAAGUUGCUACAAAACUAUUUCUGAAAAAAUGGAAGAGUGAAGAAAAAUUUCUUCAAUAUUUUUCAAGUGAAUGGCUCUAA